Messenger RNA from Chironomus riparius, 2829 nucleotides. Lineage: Eukaryota; Metazoa; Arthropoda; Insecta; Diptera; Chironomidae. The record is from the annotation of a GenBank genome assembly.
AUGACUUUAGAAGGCAUUGUACAUGACUUACCUUCAGAUAUCAUUGAGGAUCUUCAAACUCAAAGUGAAUGCAUUAGAAAUGUUAAUCUUGUCAAUUUUGAUCGAAUGAACGCCAUUUUAGCUGUUUCAGUGCUUAAUAACAUCACAAAAUUGACAAUUUUAAAUUAUCGACAUGAAAAUGAUGUUCUUGGUAUUGUUGACUUGCAACAUUUGAGGCAUUUAGAUCUGAUUAACUCGAUUUCAUUUGCUGAGAUCAUCAACAGUCAAGAUUUGAGGAUUUUGAAGGUUUAUGGCGGUUUCAACACUAGAAAUAGAUUUUCAGAAAAUUAUAAUGAUUUGAGUGCUGGACUCAAUAAUUUCUUGACGAAAUGUAAGCAUUUAAAAAACUUGACAUUGUCAAACAUCCAAAUUUCAAAUCCUAACCCUGAUCUUUUUGAUUUCAAUUUGGACGCUUUGAUGAUCGAAAGUUUCAACUUUGAUGAGGAAAAUUUGAUUGAAUUUCUGGUUAAUCAAAACAAAUCUCUUAAAAAGCUAGCAAUUUUGAACAAUCCACCAAAAUCAAUUAUUUCAGUCAUAAUAUUUUCACAGCUGCCCCUCGAUGAGCUUGAAAUUGAUAUUGGCAUCAUUUCUAGUAGUUUUAAUCCACUGAUUGUCAACAAAACAAUCAGAAAACUAACAAUUAGGUUAUUAGAAAUAUCAUUUGAGUCACUUCUACAGCAUCUCAACUUUACUAUCCUUAAUCUUAAAACUUUAAAACUCUCGGAACUUCCAAAAUUCAUCUCGCCAACAAUUGAAUUUGACAAACUGGAAGUCAUUGAGAUUGACAAAAUUCAAAGUCAGCUCGACAUCGAAAAUUGUCAGUUUUUGGUCAUUUACAGUCCAAAUUUGCAAACACUUAAAAUCAAUUCCAUGGAACGAGAACUUUUCAAAUCCAAAUUCUUCAUCGCAAUCGUGACGAAGGCAAAGAAUCUCAAAAAUAUCCACAUUGGAACUACAUGUCGAUUCUCAUUAGAUAUGAUAAAUACUGUUCGACAGAUUAAAGGAUGUGGACAUCCAUUGAAGUCUAUUUCAUUUGCAUGCUGCAUUAUGGAUAAUAAUAUUGGAUAUAAUAUCAAUGACAUAUUUAUGGAUGGACUUAAGUUGAAUUUUCAUCAAAAAUCAAAUAAAUUCUUUUUCUUUCUGAAUAAUCAGACACAGUUGGGAAGGAUGAAGAGAAAGCUUGAUGAAAGGCAAAAAGAUCUUGAGCAACAAAGGCGAUUGAUCAAUAAAGUCUGGAGUGGUAAACCUCGUACACCUCUCUACAAUCCCGAAGCAAAUCUUGGUCAAUUAAUUCUUAAAAAGCUAAUUCAAUCACCGAAAAGUGUUUUUCAAGUGUCAGAUGAUAACGGGGUUCAAUUGUCCAAUUUUGAGACUUAUCGUCGCUCUAUUAAGUUCGCUGACUAUCUCUCAAAAGCUGGGUUGACACAAGGUGAUGUUAUUGGAACAAUUGUGUCGAAUCAUGAAAACUUGGCGCCACUAAUGUUCGGUUGCUUUACAAUUGGAGUUGCUGUUAAUCCACUGGCAAUUAUCAUGAAUGAAGGUGACAUUGGAUUUAUGUGGGAAAAGACUAAGCCUAAGAUUGUGUUUUCUGAUGCAAAUAUUGUCAAAUUGGUGAAGAAUGCUUUGGAAAAAAUUGGAUCUGAUGCUAAGAUAUACACAAUGCAUGUCAAGGUUGAUGGUUUUGGAUUUAUUGAUGACAUUUUGAGAGUCAAGCUGGAUAUUGAGAAGUUUGAAUUCCCAAACCUGCCAAACACUCCAUCAACUACUGCAGUUAUCAUGUGCUCAUCAGGUACAACAAGUGCACCGAAAGGUGUCUGCAAGUCUCACAAACAAGUCAUAACCCAAAUAUAUCCUCAAUAUCCUUCAAACUUGAUUAAAACUGAUGUGAUUUUCAACAGUUCUCCGUCUUUUUGGGUCACUUAUUUAUACAUGCUGAUGCAAAGCGCUCUUUAUGGCUUCAAGAUGGUCAUAACCUCACAGAGAAUGACACCUGAGUUGUUUAUGGAUAUUGUUGAUCGACAUCAAGUCAGUUUAUUGUUCUGUCCACCGCCGUUUGGUCACGUGUUGUUGAAUUCUCCGAAAUUAAGGAGGAUGGAAAGUCCAUUACGGAUUCUUGUUGCUGGAACUGUGUUUACUAACGAGUAUAUUGAUAAGUUGAAGGAAAUCUUCCCAAAUGGAACGAUUAUGGCCUGUUAUGCAUCAUCUGAAAGUGACAUUUUGGCAUCAUCACUUGAAAAUGGAGUUUGUGGAUUAAGCUCGGGGUAUCCAGCUGAUGGUGUUAAGAUUAAGGUUGUCGAUGAAAAUGAGCAAAACCUUGGCCCAAAUGAUCUUGGCUAUUUUGGUGAUCCUGAAAACUAUUUAAAUGUCUUCGACUCUGAAGGAUACGCACGAACUGGAGAUGUUGGAUACUUUGAUGAUAAAGGUCAACUUUACAUUAUAGAUCGAAUCAAGCACAUGCUGAAGGUCAAAGGUUUCCAAAUUACACCAAUGGAAAUUGAGAAAGUCAUCAAUGAGAUUGAUGGAGUUCGAAUGAGCUGCGUUGUUGGAGUUUUUGAUGAUAAAUUAUUCGAUGACAUUGUUUAUGCCUUUGUUAUUAAGGAUAAGACUAAGGAGGAGCUGAAUGAAGAGUUUGUAGUUGAAUAUGUUAAUAAGAAGUUGAUUGCUGUUAAGAAGAUCACUGGCGGGGUUCAUUUUGUUGAUUCGAUUCCAUUGACACCUUCCGGAAAAGCUUUGUAUCGGGAAAUUAAGAAAAUUGCAGUUCAAAUUCAUGAAAAAUCCAGAAGCUUGUGA